UAGUUUUUUUUUACUAACAAUCCUCCAUCAUUUUUAUAUGUAUAUAAAAAUGAUGGAGGAUUGAAACCUUGGCUUUUUUUUGUCGUUUGCCUGUUUCCGAUCAAUCAAUGUAAGCUACGCACGGACGCGGCAAAGACGAGCGCGUGCACUUGAUAGGCCAAUGCGCCGCCGGGCGUGGCGCGAGCACGCUUGCGUAGGUGCGUGCGCACGCGGUACUAAAGUAGAGUACAUAACAAACGCGUUUGGGCUCUCUCGCUGCUCGCCCUCGCCCUCUCUCGAAGCUCCCCCUACCCUGACUUUCUCUUUCUCUUUCUCUCCUAGGUGCUGCUCUUCUUCUUCUUCUCGCAAACUCGUUUGCAGCCGCGGCAAUCCGCUGCGCGCCGUUUUACGCAAAAAGCGCCUACCUAGCUUUCUCCGUCUCGUCGACGUAGCAGGCGCGUCAUCCGUCCAGUCCUCGAACGCGCAAACCUCCACCUACCUAGGUAUCUACCUAGGCACGGCACCUACCUGCCUGCUCCCACUCCUAGUGACAGCGCGCUCUCCCUCCGCACGACCUCCCCGACCAACGGACCAAACCAAACCAAACCAAACCAACCCCAUCUCACGACGACGACGACGACGACGACGACGACGACGACGACAAUGUCCUCGCCCGCCGUCGCCGCCGCCGCAGCGUCCCCCGCCUCGACCUCCCCCGCCAGCGCAACAAAGCGCGGCCGCGGCCGCCCGCGCAAGGAGCCGGACAGCACGCCCGUCACGACGCCGGGGAAAAGCGGACGGCCGCGGGGCCGCCCGCGCAAGGACGCCGCCGCUGCUACGCCUCCUAGCACUACCGCUACCCCCACUGCCAAAGCUGGGAAAGCGCCUAAAGCUGGCAAAGCUACCGCCAACACCGCCGCCACCACGGUCGCUACCGCUUCCGCUGUCGCUAACGCUCCCGCUGCAUCGCCAGAUUCGAACACGCCGAAGCGCGGGCGCGGCAGGCCCCGCAAGGACGGCUUGCCCGUUGGCAGCGCGAAGGCAGCGAAGCCCGCCCCGCCGGACGGGGUGAAGCGGGGGCGGGGACGGCCGAGAAAGGUUGUUGCUGAAGGGGGGGAGGGGAGCAGCGCGCAGAAGCGGGGACGUCCGGCGGCGGGGAAGAAGAACGAUGCUGACGCGGAUGCGGACGCGGAUGCAGACGCUGAUGCGGACGAGGAGCCGGCGGCGAAGAAGCCAAAGGGCCGCUUUAGCGCGGAGGCAGAUGGCGAGGGCGAGAGGGCUGAUGAUAGUGAUGCGCUGGAUGCGGAUGCUGGUGCUGAUGACCCGGAGCCCGAGCCGGAGGAUAGUGAUGGCGAGGAAGGGCCCGAGGGGCAGUUGUUGUAGGGGCGCGUUUGUCGCUA
Messenger RNA from Aplosporella prunicola CBS 121167, 1379 nucleotides. RefSeq lists its product as uncharacterized. The coding region runs from base 161 to 1051 and encodes 296 amino acids. Lineage: Eukaryota; Fungi; Ascomycota; Dothideomycetes; Botryosphaeriales; Aplosporellaceae. The transcript has a single exon. The record is from RefSeq and is a predicted model, not a curated record.